Messenger RNA from Exophiala dermatitidis NIH/UT8656, 1517 nucleotides. RefSeq lists its product as uncharacterized. Gene Ontology annotation, cellular component: signal recognition particle, endoplasmic reticulum targeting. Lineage: Eukaryota; Fungi; Ascomycota; Eurotiomycetes; Chaetothyriales; Herpotrichiellaceae. The record is from RefSeq and is a predicted model, not a curated record. Bases 432 to 1004 code for a protein of 190 amino acids. Gene Ontology annotation, biological process: SRP-dependent cotranslational protein targeting to membrane. The transcript has a single exon.
CCGUAGGAGGCCGCGGAGGAUUACUAACGGAGGUUGGACUCAUGUUACAGGCUCCAUGCGAGUGUUCAAGUCGCCGCCAAGGAUCUCCGUCCCCCGCCGCUGCAUCGGCGUAUCGUUUCUUUGACCGUCUUUCAAUCGAUAAUAUUCCGCUCUGCACAUGCGACACUCCGCCUCAGAUACAACAAUCAUCUAACCUCCCUCCUGUUCUAGUAUACGCAUACCGUGGGUUACUGAAGCUACUUGCCCGGCGUACACGCUGCAUUCCCCAAAGGCAUUACGCCAACCCGCAGCGAGAACUUUCAUCUCGGGGCGAGAGUCAAUUCCCAACCACACGAACUCCACAAACAUACAAACAACUUGCAUACUCAAAAAGGAGGGUUGGGUACUCGAGCGAAACGCCCUGACACUCCGUGUCAGAAGUCUACCAAACCAUGACCUACCUCGACGACCUCCACUCCUACCUCCACCAAUCCUCACUCCUGAUCCAAGCAUACCCCUCCACACGCAUAACGACAAAAUACUCCCUCCCCAGGAAACCCAACACAAAAACCCGAACGAAACCUGAAAAUGAAACUACUACUACGCCAAGAACCACGGACUCGGCGGCAGCACCGUCGCAGCAACAACAACAACAACAACUACAACCCAAGCGAGAACCUUCGGCAGUUCUUACGCUCAAAACGUACCAUGCCGACUCUGGCAUCUGCUUGAAAUAUAGAACAGACAAGGCUGCCGAAGUCGGGCGUCUGCUGAACGGUUUGGGACGGUUAGCAAAGGGGGAGAUCAUAGAGAUGCCCACGACAACAGCGACAGCAACACAAAUAGAAGCAGGGCAACCAGCCGCAGCUGCUGCUGAUGGCGGCGACAAAAUGGAUAUUGAUGGUGGGGUAGUGUCGGCGCCCAAGGUCGAGGAUAAAGUGGUGACGGCGCCGCCGGCAACAAGUCAGACGACGGGUGGAGGAGCUGGUGGUGGGAAAGGAAAGAAGAAGAAAGGCAAGAAAUGAGCCUCAACUCCGACAUGACGAAGCAAGGAUUACUAGUGUUCUGCUCUGCUGGUUUCUUGACCAAAGAUGAAGAUGAUCAAUCCUAGUUGCAGCAAUUGGAUCCAUGAAUGACGCCGCAGCCCGGUCUAUGUCAAUGCCUCGUUCGGGGCAGACAAAGCUACUGAGCGAGCACUUGGGGCCUUUGUGGGGAGUUUUCCCUUGAGCAUCGGGCAAGCCGCCGCUCUGCAUCAAACUUGAGGUCUCAUGGUCUGCAGACACUGCAGAGGGAAGAGUCCGUCCUCCUACUAGUACUUGAGGAAAUAGCUAGUAAGAGACAGCAGUUGUCCUUCCGGAACAUUGGUGUCCUCGGCUUCAUGUUAGAGCAUGUUAGCCAUUCGGCGAGCGGUCAAGAAUCCAACAGAGGUUGCGAGUAGUAAUCCAAUAUCCACCUCAGGUACGGAGGUGUCAAUAUAGUGGGAAAAUGGCAUGGCACCUUCUGCUAUGGCAGUGUUAAAUUAAUUGCCUUGAACUCGA